CAGAAAUCUAGCUAGUAUGCGCAUUAGAGACUACGGUAGUUUCUUGGUCGCUUCAAACUUGUUUAACGAGUUCGAUACGGUAUUCAAUGAACUCACUAUGAGCCAGGUGAAGUAUGCCCUCUGCCCAUCACGAUUCGACAAAAAUAUCUCAGACACUAGCAUUCUAUGGCUCCUCAUUCUCGAUCACGUAUUUGUUCCAUGAUAGAUAGGAGUAAUCUAUUCUUUUUUGGUUGAGUGCCAAUGGGCACCACUUUACUUUAUUUCCGCGUAUGUUCGAAUGACGGAGUAAUUUAGUUCUGUAGUUACUUAAUUUUCGCCGGCCGAUGAUAAGUGGCAUAUCUAGUGAUUAACUAGUCGAGCUUUUAUAAAUUGCUUCUUCGUAUCAGUCGCUGUUCAGCAGUGGAAUGUCUACAGUGUAGGCGAAACUAAAUUAUUAUUAUAAAUUGCGUUAGAUCUCGAAUUUCCAACGUGCCUAAAAAUGAAGACUUCUCUAUCAGGUGUUCUGGUGUGUGCUGUUUUGGUGUCAAUAUGUGCAAGAAGUGGCGAAUCAGCUCGCGUUUUGGGGUUAUUCCCAACCUUCGGCAAAUCGCAUCUAAUUAUUCAGAUGGAAGUAAUUAAAACACUCAUCGACAGAGGUCACAAUGUUACAGUUGUUACGAGUCUUCCGCUAGGAAUUAAAAAUCCCAACUUUCACCACAUAAAAUUACCUACAACUGCUAUGCCAGGGUCAUUUUUCAAUCAGGUUAUCGAAGAGCGGAAAGGAUUAUGGGAUGCAAUCAUGGAGGUACCGGCCACCAUUGACAUGGCCUUCAGUAUUUCGGAAACUACCCUGAUAAAUCUGAAGAAGACUAACCUCUUUAACGAAGAACCAUUCGAUCUUAUUGUAUUUGGUCUUUUCAUCAAUGACUUUUUCCUGGGAGUUCCAGCUCAUUUCAAGAGCCCUGUAGUGAUUGUCGAUACUCAUAAGCCGCUAGUUCAUACAAAUGCAAUGAUUGGGAGUCCUGACGAGAUAUUUUAUGUGCCAAGUGGAUUAUCACCGAUAACCCAACCUAUGUCGUUUUUCGGGAGAGUGGCAAACACUUUGCUUCACGCCUUUGAAGUAGUUAUUACCAGGAUUUAUAGGAGUAGAAUGAGUGCUGCUUACGAAAAAUAUUUUCCAAGCGAUAAAUACCCAUCUUUAAACGAAAUGUAUAAAAAUGUUUCAUUGAUACUUCUUGCGAAUCACUUCACCGAAGGAAUAAUUCGUCCAGAAGUUCCAUCACUGAUUCAAAUUGGUGGAAUUCAAGCGAAACCGAAGCCUGAUCCACUCCCAGAGGAUUUAUCUUCAAUCCUGGAUGGAGCAACGGAACAUGGAGUUAUCUACUUCAGUUUGGGGACAAAUGCCAAAAGUUCUGAGCGAAAUCCAGCCACCAUUAAAAGCAUCUACAAUGUCCUUGCCAAACUGAAGCAAACGGUUAUUUGGAAGUGGGAAAACGGCGAGUACCCCGGCAACGCUUCUAAUAUAUUUUACAAAAAAUGGCUUCCACAAGAUGACAUCCUUGCGCACCCCAACGUUAGGCUGUUCAUCUCACACUGCGGCCUUGGAAGUGUGGUUGAAAGCAAAUAUCACGGAGUUCCCGUGCUCGCGAUCCCGCUUUUUGCAGACCAAUUUGGAAAUGCCAACGGCAUGGUUGAUGCGGGAUUUGCAGUUCAAGUUAAUUAUCUGAAACUGACGGAGGAAUCGUUUGAAGAAUCGGUGAAGGAAGUUUUGAAUAACUCCACCUAUCGGGAUAAGGUCAAGGCAUUUUCGAAAUUAUAUCGAGAUCGACCAAUGGCGAUCCGCGACACUGCAGCUUAUUGGAUGGAGUAUGUUAUUAGGCACCGAGGAGCGAAACACAUGCAAAGUCCUGCAGUUCAUAUGAGCGCCAUUGAGUAUUUUGGCUUGGAUGUGAUAGGCUUUCUGCUUGUAAUUUUGUUUGUUAUAUUCAAGGUUUUGUCCUUUUGUUUGUGCACAGUGUUAUGCAAAUGUAUAAAGAAGGGAAACAAGAAAAGCCACAAAAACAAAAAUGAUUGAUAUUAAAGUUUCCUAAAAAUUAA
Molecule: messenger RNA, 2076 nt
Organism: Hermetia illucens (black soldier fly)
Lineage: Eukaryota; Metazoa; Arthropoda; Insecta; Diptera; Stratiomyidae
Product: UDP-glucosyltransferase 2-like
Exons: 3
Coding region: 479-2053 (524 amino acids)
Molecular function (GO): UDP-glycosyltransferase activity
Source: RefSeq, a predicted model, not a curated record